Prunus avium (sweet cherry) is the source of this 3049-nucleotide messenger RNA. RefSeq names its product putative disease resistance protein RGA1. The record is from RefSeq and is a predicted model, not a curated record. Gene Ontology annotation, molecular function: protein binding; ADP binding. Lineage: Eukaryota; Viridiplantae; Streptophyta; Magnoliopsida; Rosales; Rosaceae.
AUGGCUGCUGGGCUCAUUUCCAUGCUGCUAGAUCGCUUGGCCUCUGCAACCUAUGAAUACAUAGAAGGAGGGGUGAAACAAGUUUUGAACUUGAAGGAAGAUGUUGAGAAAUUCACUGGGACUCUGGAAGUUAUUCAAGCCGUGCUUGAGGAUGUAGAGCAAAGGCAAGUGACGGAGGCAAGUGUCAAAAUCUGGUUGGAUAAGCUGAAAGAUAUAUCCUACCAGAUGGUGGAUGUGCUGGAUGAGUGGAACACAAACAUUCUCAAACAACAAGUUGAGAAGCAAGAAAGAGAACAAAAUGAUCUUGUUCCCCCCAAUAAGAAGGUACGUUUCUCUGAUUUCUUUUCUUUUCGCAAAGACAGUCGGGAGAUUCUUCGCCGUGACAUUGCUCUGAAAAUAAAAAAUCUGAAUGAUAAGUUAACUGAGAUUUAUGAGGAAAGAAUAAGGUACCAAUUUCUACGCAAAGAAUUAGGCAUAAUUCAACAACCUCAACAACCUCAACAACCUCAACGACCUCAAACUGCAUCUUAUGUCAAUAUGUCUGAGAUAUUUGGUCGUGAAAAGGAGCAGAAUAUUUUGAUAACAAAGUUGUUGGGUGAUAGUAGUGAAGAAGAAAAGGGGCUCCUUCUCAUCCCUAUUGUAGGGAUGGGAGGCAUGGGAAAGACAACUCUGACCCAACUAGCCUAUAAUGAUGACCGAGUCAAAUCCCAUUUUGAUAUGAGGAAAUGGGUUUGUGUUUCAGACCCUUUUGAUGGGAUUAAGAUUGCCAAAGCCAUUAGUGGCGAUUACGCCCCAAGUUCAAAUGAAUUGGAUGAGGUCUUGCAAUGUAUGUCUAGAUCCAUCCAGGGCAAAAGGUUUCUCCUUGUCCUGGAUGAUGUAUGGACCGAUGAUCGUGAAAAGUGGGAAAAAUUAAAGGUACCAUUAAUCCAAAGUGGUGCUAAAGGCAGCAGAAUACUGGUGACCACAAGAAAACAUGUGGUUGCUAAUAUGAUGAGAGCAACAAGAAACAUGAUCAAUUUGGGAGGGUUGAGUGAUGAAUAUUGUUUGUCAAUCUUCAAUCACAUGGCCUUUUCGGAUAGGGAUGUACACGAGUUUGGAGAUAUUAGCAAGGAAAUUGUAAAGAAGUGUAAAGGUUUGCCUCUUGCUGCAAAGACUUUAGGUAGUCUCAUGCAUAAUAAGACAAAAAUGGGAGAAUGGAAAGAAGUUUUGAAUAGUAAGAUAUGGGCUCUAGAGAAGGUCGAGCAAGAAGUUUUCCAACCCUUAUUCCUAAGUUAUUAUGAUUUGUCCCCAACAAUUAAAUCUUGCCUUUUAUAUUGUGCUACUUUUCCUAAAGAUUACGAGUUUCAACGAGAUGAUCUGAUUAACCUUUGGAUGGCACAAGACUAUGUUAUUUCGAAAGGAAAUAAAGAAAAGGGAACAACAGGUGGUGCAGUUUUUGACAACUUAGUGGCACGAUCAUUUUUCCAAGAUUUUGAGAAAGAUUCUGACACUGGUACAAUUACAAGUUGCAAAAUGCAUGAUAUUGUGCAUGACUUUGUACAAUUUCUCACCAGGAAUGAGUGUUUGAUUAUCGAUUAUGGUGAGGAAACUACCAACGAAUCGAAGGUAUUGGGUGAUAAGGUUCGUCAUUUGACCUUGAGAUAUGUUCCUGAAGGUCCACUUGCUAUCUCAUCCUACAAUUGCAAAAAGCUUCGCACGCUCAUAACUUUUGGUUCAAGAAUUACUACCAUAGACCCAAAUUUAAUUUUACAAUUGAAAUGUCUUAGGACAUUAAAUUUGAGUGGUAAUUUCAUCAAAGAACUCCCAGAGGAGAUUGGUGAAUUGAUACAUUUGAGGCAUAUUGAUUUGUCUUACAAUCUUUAUUUGGAGAAAUUACCAGACACUAUUUGUGGUUUGUACAAUUUGUCUACCUUGAGCCUUCGUUUUUGCUUCAAACUUAAAAAACUGCCUGAAAUCAUGGGAAACUUGAUUAACUUAAAGCAUUUUUAUGUUAUCAGUUGUGGAGUUCUAGAGUUGCCCAAAGGGAUAGGGAGAUUAACAAGUUUACAAACACUAGAUGUGUGUCGGUGUGGUGGCGACAACGAUGAAGCAUUCCAAAUUGGGGAUCUGAGAAAGUUGAACCUUAAGGGACGUCUGGAAAUACAACUUGUGGGGGAUGCGACAGAUAAGAGCGAGGUUGAGAAAGCACAAUUGUGGGACAAAAAGCUAUUUCAUCUCACCGUUGGUUUUAGAAGGCAGACGAACAGUGGUAGUAGUGUAAAAAUACUGAAUGCCUUACGACCGCAUCCAGAUUUGGAAUCUUUAGAGAUUUGGGAUCAUAAUGGGACCACGUGGCCCAAUUGGAUGCAGUCUUUACACAAUUUGAGAAUCCUUGCUCUUGGUAAAGGGACACAGUGUGAACUUUGGCCUCUUGGGAAAUUGGAGUGCCUUGAAAGACUGACCCUAUGGGAGAUGGAAGGAGUGAGAAAGGUCGGUGUUGAAUUUUUGGGAUUAGAAGAUCAAACCUCAUUCAGAAUCAGAUCACCACCCCUGAUAUUAUUCCCAAAAUUGAAACAACUCAGCUUUUUGCAUAUGGAAGAGUGGGAAGAGUGGGAAGGCGUGGAAGAGUGGACGAAAGAGGAUUCUGAAAUUACAAUCAUGCCAUGCCUUUCUGAGUUAACAAUUUACCAUUGCAAAUUGCUAAAAGCACUGCCAGACUUCGUCUUCAAAACACCACUGCAGACUCUUCGCAUCCUUGAAUCUGAGAGACUUUCAGAGCGUUACCAAGAAGGAAAUGGAGAGUGGGCCAAGAUUUCUGCUACGAACCCAAACAUCCGCAUACAAAGAAGAGGCCGGCUUUGGUAAUCUUGAGAUGAGUAUGAUAAUCUUCUUUAAAAGGGCAGAGUGAUGUAAAUCAUCAAAUGUCAGCCUACGGAAGUUCCAAUAACUGAAAUUUUGAUUAUUUCCAUCACUGCCUUGACAGAGACAUGGUGAAUUUGGAAAGUCAACUGAGCUUGAUGAUUGCCCUGAUUUUUUCUGUUUUGUAAGCAGAAACUUUGUGAACACCUUA